Molecule: messenger RNA, 1044 nt
Organism: Plenodomus lingam JN3
Lineage: Eukaryota; Fungi; Ascomycota; Dothideomycetes; Pleosporales; Leptosphaeriaceae
Source: RefSeq, a predicted model, not a curated record
AUGGGCAACAACAUUGAUGCCAUCGAUUUGACUCUCACCUCCUCGCCAGAGCCGGAGCCGGAGCCAGAGCCAGAGCGAAAGCCAGCUCAGCAGCAGCAACGAUCGCGUGCCCAACAUGACCUCAAGGCAGAGCCUCAGUCAUACGAUUUGGCGUCUACCCAAAAAAGCCAAAUGAGUGAUCUGCCGAGGCCUGCCGCCAAUCGAAGCAUUGAUCCUCAACAUCUUCGUCGGAUUGUGCACACUAGCGAUCAACACGCCUUACGCAAGGUAGUGCUUCACUUGUGCCACAUUUCGCCUGCCUUGUCGGGUGCAGUAGCUCGCGGCCUUGCACCGCACUCGACAUUCGCCAAACAGGUCGUCAGCGACCGGCGGCACAUGGAGGCAACGACUUAUCAAUCCGAGGAUGAGAGUAACGAUAGUGCUUACGAACGCACCAAAAAAAGAUUGGCCGCUCACAUAACCAACCCAAGGAGUGCAUCGCGGCCACUCACAAAGUGUAUGGAAAUUGAACCAACACGCGGUGAAUUUCAAAUAGCCACUUCCCCGUGUAGCGUGCCGAGAGUGAAGAGCGAGUCUCGACCCAUCCUCGGUUCAUCCAGCACUGACAGUAGCAAGAAGCAGCUUUCUGUACCCUAUCCACCUAGCGCAGCCCAGGGGGCAUCUAUUUCGGGAUCUGUGCAGAGCAAUCCAGAAGCAUGUGUCAACGUCAAUCGCGGCCCAACCGCCUCACUGGCUUCAGCGCGACUGUUUCGUACGCCACGCGAUAUCCCUAGGAGGAGCACAUGCGUCAACUGUCGCAUGUGGUUCACUUCUGGCUCUGACGAAGUCUGUAUGUUUCAUUCAGGACAUAGGGUUCGUCGGGAUGGCCAAGGCAUCUACAGUUGCUGUGAUGCACCUCUCACCGAUCCCGGGUGUCAGUUUAGACGUCAUGUUUCCUCAGAUGGAGCCGAUCGAGACGGCAAUGAUCGCAAGCGACCGAGCAGGUCGCCACACCCGGCUGGUAUGGACCGCGUAAAGAUCAGAAAGCUGCCCUGGUUAAACUGA